Messenger RNA from Solea solea (common sole), 3076 nucleotides. It is a transcript of the gene chtf18, whose product is annotated as CTF18, chromosome transmission fidelity factor 18 homolog (S. cerevisiae). The transcript is spliced from 23 exons. The coding region runs from base 54 to 2795 and encodes 913 amino acids. Lineage: Eukaryota; Metazoa; Chordata; Actinopteri; Pleuronectiformes; Soleidae. The record is from RefSeq and is a predicted model, not a curated record. Gene Ontology annotation, molecular function: ATP binding; ATP hydrolysis activity.
AAUUGCCGGGAAAUUAGUUUGUAGAGCUUCUCCGCUGGUGUCGUUCUGCUGACAUGGACGAAUAUGAUGAACUGUUCGAGAGACAGGACGACUUUGAUGACCAGUUCGCUGACGAACUGGAGGUUUUGGCUGAGAUGGAGAUGGACUCUUCCAAGCCUCAGGGACGCCAGGGUCAGGGGCCAGGAGACGACAUUUCAGACAUUGAGCACUUGCUGGACAAUCAACCCAUCACUCCAAAGGCAAAGCGGCAGAAGCAGGAGGCAGGUGUGGUCAAGAGACUUUUCAGCACAUCACAAUCUCUAGAGAGCAAAGCUGACAUCACACCUCCGUCCUCUCCAGAGCAGUUUGAACCUUCUCACACAUUCAGAUCUGCUCCUGCUGAAUUGGACAUCAGUGGCUUUGCUACCUUCCCAGCAACGCCGUUGCGACCUCACACAGCGGCGCCUGCAUCACUGCGUGUUAUGAAGCGCCCUCCAUUAGAGGGAGAGUACAUCAGCGUGACCGACUCAUCGGGGACUCGCGUUUACCUCCGGCAGAAAGACACAGAGACAAAGAUAGUAGAAUCCAGGAUGGUACCAAACUCCCAGGGUUCACUGGGGCUGCUGGCAGUGCCAGUAAGUGUAAUGAGAGAGCAAGAAGCAGAGAGGCGUCACCAGCAGGUCGUGGAGGAAUCGCAACGUCUCUCAGAACUACUGGCCAGCAGUGUGAACGACGUGUGUGUUGAGCCUGAAAGCAGAGAUGAUGAGGUUGAGGAUGACGAUGAGGGCCGAACCUCUCGUCUCUGGGUCGACAGAUUUUCUCCUCGACACUACACGGAGCUUCUCAGUGAUGAUUUUACCAACCGUUGUCUGCUCAAGUGGUUGAAACUCUGGGACACCGUUGUGUUUGGAAAAGAGAGGAAGACCCGCCCUGCCCGCUCUGACAGACAGGCUGCCAAUCAACACACUUUUAAACCCAACCAAGGCAACCAGAAUCCAAACCGCUUCAAGACCAAGAUGGAGAUGACGGAAGAGAUACUGGAGGCUGAACUGGACCAGUACAAAAGACCCAAAUUCAAGGUGGCAAUGUUGUCUGGUCCUCCAGGUUUGGGGAAGACCACGCUGGCUCACAUUAUCGCCAAGCAUGCUGGAUACAAUGUGGUGGAAAUCAAUGCCAGUGAUGACCGCAGCGCGGAGGUCUUCCAGAAACGCAUCGACACAGCAACCCAGAUGAAGUCGGUGUUAGGAUCCAACGAGAGACCAAACUGCCUCAUUAUCGAUGAGAUCGAUGGAGCACCUGUGGCUGCCAUCAACAUUCUGUUAGCAACUCUGAACAGGAAAGACGGGCAUGGAGGUGAGGCCACUACAGAGACGGCAAAGAAGAAAAAGAAGAAGGAGACCAUCCUGCUCCGACCAAUCAUCUGCAUCUGUAACGACCUUUAUGUUCCAGCUCUGCGGCCUCUCAGGCAGCAGGCCUUCCUCCUGACGUUUCCUCAGACUCAGCCUUCCCGCCUCACACAGAGACUGGCUGAGAUUUCACUUCAACAGGGGAUGAAGGCAGACACGGGCACUCUGAUGUCACUCUGCGAGAAGACAGACAAUGACAUCAGGUCUUGCAUCAACACACUGCAGUUCCUUCACGGUCGUGGUCACAAGCAGCUGAACGCAAAGACAAUCCAGUGCAUCGCUGUGGGACAGAAGGACCAGAACAAAGGCUUGUUCCAUCUGUGGCAGGAGAUCUUUCAGUUACCACGUACAAAACGGAAACGUAUCGGUGAGGGCUUUGAGGAGGCACCAGGCUCAGGAGGUGGCGCUCAGAGGUUCCAGCACAUUCUACACUUGUCUUAUUCUAGUGGAGAAUAUGAAAAGGUUUCUCAGGGUCUGUAUGAUAAUUACCUGUCCAUGCGUGUGAGGGACCCCAACAUGCACUGUGUGUGCGAGGCUCUGGAGUGGCUGUCGUUCUCAGACAGGCUGAACCAAAUGAUUAUGCACAACCAGAAUUUCACCCUGAUGAAAUACCUGCCCUUCCUGUCCGUCACCUUCCACUUCCUGUUUGCCCACACACACGUGCCCCGCAUCAGUUAUCCCCACAGCCACCACGAGGCCACUUCUCGUCUCCUCAGCAGCAGGAACGCCUUGUCGUCCAUGUUGGCCGAUAUCCCAGCAAGCAUCAGAACUAGGAUCAGCCAGCUCAGCCUGACUCUUGAUAUUCUGACUCUGCUGCUCAACAUCAUCUCUCCCAAACUAAGGCCUGUCAAUCCACAACUGUUCAGCACCAGAGAGAAGGAACAGAUGCGUGAGCUGAUCAACACCAUGCUGGCCUACAACCUCUCCUACAGGCAGGACCGCACGCCUGAAGGACAGUACACAUACGUGCUGGAACCACGUGUUGAGGAGGUGGUGAGGUUUCCAAGCCUGCCCCCGCAUCGCCAGCUGACGUAUCAGGCCAAACAAACCAUCAGCAGAGAGAUGGAGCAGGAGAGGAUGAGGAGAGCUGAGCAACUGAUGCUGCAGCGAAACCCUGCAGCGAAAGAUAAAGACAAAAAAAGUGCUGUUCCCAAAACAACCAGUAACCAUCAGCAGAGGCUGGAGAACAUUGUCAAACAGACCACUUUGGAGACCAGGCCCGAGGUGGAUUUCUUCGGUCGAGCGAUCGCCCCCAAACCUCAGAGAGCGCAGAAGUCGUCAGACACAGGUGAGAAGUGUCCCGUUCUUGCGAUGGGAACCGCAGUGGGCAACAGUGACGUCUGGUUCAGGUUCAACGAGGGCAUGUCCAACGCCGUCCGGCGAAACGUCUACAUCAGAGAGCUACUGUAACACACUCGCGCCUCCCCUUGCGUUCACACUACUGUCGCUCCUUUGCAUGCGGUGUUUGCUAAAGGGUCUGAAUCAACACGCGCCUCCAUGUUAAAUUCAAAACAGUCUUUAUUUUUGAUUGACAGUGUAAAGAGCCAAUACAAACGUGGUGGUGUUGGAACAUUUCUCAGCAGACCAUCAAAACAAACCUCUAAAAAGGAGCUCAUCAGUGUUUGUACACUCACACACACAUAAAACAACAGCAUUCAGAAGUCUCCAAAUAAAUAAACAACAUAAUAUUA